This is a messenger RNA of Pezoporus flaviventris, 1192 nucleotides long. It is a transcript of the gene CUNH12orf76, whose product is annotated as chromosome unknown C12orf76 homolog. The record is from RefSeq and is a predicted model, not a curated record. The coding region runs from base 25 to 207 and encodes 60 amino acids. The transcript has 2 exons. NCBI's taxonomy places the organism in Eukaryota, Metazoa, Chordata, Aves, Psittaciformes, Psittacidae.
GCGCUGGGUCCGCCCCGUCGCGGGAUGCCGGCGGUGGGGCGCGGGGCGCUGGCGGCCCUGGCGCUGCUGGGCCCGGCGGAGCGGGGCCGCCCCUUCGCCGUGCUGCAGAAACAGAACCUGGUGCUGCUCGGCAGCAUCCUCAGCGCGCUGCUGCUCACCAUCAUCCUCAUGGCCAUCUGCGUCUACAAGCCCGUGCGGCGGCGGUAGCGGCGCCAGAGCCAGGCCCGAGCCUGGGUCCGUCCUUGGAAGCGCUGCUCAUGUGCCCCCCUGUUCUCCCGCCUGGUACCCAGCCCUGCCGCCCGCUGCAUCUCCUGCCAGCUGCAGGAUGCCCUGAUGGAUGCGGUGGGUGGCUGCAUCAGCACCAGCGUGGCCGGGUGCAGGCAGUCACGGCAGGCUGACUCCGGACCUCCCGCAGUGAACCCGGCUGGGUUUGAGCAGCGUUUCAGCGAGGCUGGUCCGUCAGGAUGUGCUGGAGUGAUCGGUGCCUGGAACCACCCUGGGUCGGCAGGAGAGCACAGCCAGCUGCUCACAGCGUGCUCGGCUCCACCACAUAUAGUUUUGUGUUCAUAUUAACUCGGUUCCUCGCUUGAAUGAUGAAUCUUGAGGGUGGGACAGGGCUUGGAGCAAGCUGCUCUAGUGGAAGGUGUCCCUGCCCGUGGCAGGGGGUUGGAGCUGGAGGAGCUUUAAGGUCCCUUCAACCCAAACCAUUCCAUGACUGCAGUUUGGCAGCUGCGGGGUCUGGCCCAUGUUUCCCUAAGGGCAGAAACACCAAAGCAGGAGCAGCUCCUGGUGUAGCUGCUCUGGGACAGGCUUGUCAUUCCCCAUGGUAUUUAUUUAACUCUCGGCUCAACAGCCCCAACCCACCUUGCACCAAAUGUCCGUGCCCAGCCUGUCAGGAGCUGGGAUGCAGCUGAGGGUUUCCACUACCGGGAUCCAGCUCCUGGAGGUUCCUUGUGGGGAAGCUCCAGCCAGCCCUGUCCCACCAGUAAGAGAUUCAGGUGUUUACACUGGAAUCCCACUUGGUAUGAAUGCUGCUGUUUUCAUUUGCACUGCUCCGAGUAGUAACUGGAUUUUGCUUCUUGAGUAUACCUGUUAUUUAACAUAGGGGGGUCUGCCUAGUAAUUUAUUUAGUGUUUUAAAACUUCCCUUCUGGAACGACUGUGCUGACUGUUCCCUAAACCCUUGUGCUGCA